AUGGGCAAUCACGACUUUGCUCUUCUCCCCUUUCCAACCAAUGAUCCAAAGGAUCCUUUGCGAUGGCCCUCAGGCCUCAAAUUUGUGGCUAUCCUGGUCACAUCUUCCGCCAAUUUUGUGUCAAAUAUAGGAGGAGCAGGAAUCUCAGUGGCGAUCCCGCUGUUGAUGGAGGAAUACCAUAAAUCUCAAUCAGGGGCAACUCAAGUUCUAACGUUGAACUUUCUCUUUCUCAGCAUUGGCAAUAUUUUCUGGGUACCGGUCGCUAUGAAAUCUGGCAAACGUACUGCCCUUCUAUCAUCGAUGGCUUUGCAGACGGGAAUGUUCGCGUGGACCGCUGCUGCCAGAUCAUUCCAUAGUCUGUUGGCUGCUAUGUGUUUACAGGGAUUUGCAGCUGCAGCUGGUGAAAGUAUUGUUCCUGAGAUUGUAGCAGACACUACCUUUGUCCACCGUCGAGGUGCCAUGAUGUCCAUUUACAUCCUCCUUAUUUCAGGCGGUAGCGCAAUAGGUCCACUCAUCGCUGGCUUCAUGACUACAGAGCUCGCCGAUACAUGGCGCUCCUUCAUGUGCCUGUGCUGCGGAGCUGGAGGACUAAACUUCUUUUUGAUAUUCUCUCUCUACCCAGAAUCCAACUUCACGCGUCCUGAACUCGACUUAACCACCGACCAACUGGAAAUGAUGCGCAAUCGAGAGUCCUUCAAAGCAAAUGAGAAUAUCCCUAAAGAGGAACUGUGCGAGGAUGUCAAGGCCGUACCUUUAGAACAGCACGAUUACACUAUUCACAAUCCAUCUUUCCGAGAGAUCCUACCGCUUGUUUCAUAUAACACUGAUGUGAAUUUCUUGAAGGUCAUGUUCGAACCUCUGAAGCUUCUCAUUCAUCCUUCAUAUGGUGGAGGAUUUUCACUUACACCGUGA
Messenger RNA from Penicillium malachiteum, 912 nucleotides. RefSeq lists its product as uncharacterized. The transcript has 4 exons. Lineage: Eukaryota; Fungi; Ascomycota; Eurotiomycetes; Eurotiales; Aspergillaceae. Gene Ontology annotation, molecular function: transmembrane transporter activity. The record is from RefSeq and is a predicted model, not a curated record. Bases 1 to 912 code for a protein of 303 amino acids. Gene Ontology annotation, biological process: transmembrane transport.